CAAGGGACGGCCAUCCCUUCUCAAGGAAUCUUGACAACUUGCAUACAACACACUUGUCGAUAUUUCUGCUGUUUUCAAUCCAUCAUCAUGGUCAAGAUAGGUCCGCCUCGAGAUGCCAAUUCUGGCGAGCAGCCAUCAACUCUCUACUCGCUCAUCAUGACACCCAUCAACAUCACGGUAUUCCUCCUGUCGCUGUUCCUGGUCGAUCUCCGCUAUACCCAGGGCCGCAUCAACCGUUAUGGCGACGGCGACAACGGUGGUGGUCGGAGCUCUCGGUGGAUGCCCCGGUGGUUCACCCAGCCGUAUCAGCACAUUGGGCACACUGAUCACGAUGCCCACGGCAGCUGGCACUAUCACAGCAAGCAGAAGAAGUUGAUGAAGAUGGAGGCCGACGAGGCCUUUCAGAUGCGGAGCACCGUGCUCGUGCUGCUGGCCGUCAUGGUGGCCCUGGGCACGAGUGCAGCCUGGUAUCUCACAAGCCGUCUAUAUCACGGCGUCGUUUCCCUGGCGGCGGCCUCUGCGGACAACACUACCAUGCCGCAGCCGGGGUUGUCAACAUGA
Molecule: messenger RNA, 561 nt
Organism: Fusarium keratoplasticum
Lineage: Eukaryota; Fungi; Ascomycota; Sordariomycetes; Hypocreales; Nectriaceae
Exons: 2
Coding region: 88-561 (157 amino acids)
Source: RefSeq, a predicted model, not a curated record